AUGGGGGACUGGACAUUCCUGGGCAGACUGCUGGAUAAAGUCCAAUCCCAUUCCACUGUGGUUGGGAAGAUUUGGCUGACUGUCCUGUUUGUCUUCAGGAUUCUGGUGCUGGGAGCUGGAGCAGAAAAGGUCUGGGGUGACGAGCAGUCAGAUUUCUUGUGCAACACACAGCAGCCUGGGUGUGAGAAUGUGUGCUACGAUAAGGCCUUCCCAAUCUCCCACAUUCGCUUCUGGGUUCUGCAGAUCAUCUUUGUGUCCACCCCAACCCUAGUGUACCUGGGACACGUCUUGCAUGUUAUCCACAAGGAAGAGAAGCUGAGGCAACGCACGCUGAGAGAAGAACAAGAUGAGUCUGACAACCUGCUAGAGAAGAAAACCAGUAAAUUACCAAAAUAUACAAAUACAAAGGGGAAAGUCAAAAUCAGAGGGAGUUUGCUGAAUAGUUAUCUUGCAAACACUAUUGCUAAGAUAUUGCUUGAAGUGGCUUUCAUUGUGGGCCAGUAUUACCUCUAUGGUUUCAUGCUGGAACCUCUGUUUGUAUGUAACAGCUUUCCCUGCCCACAUCAAGUAGACUGUUUCAUGUCGCGCCCCACAGAGAAAACUAUUUUUAUUUUGUUUAUGCUUCUGGUUGCAGUCGUCUCUUUGGCUCUGAACCUUAUUGAAAUCUUCUAUUUUUGCGGCAAACAGCUUUAUAACUGCACACAGAAAAAGCAGAAGACCUACACGGCUACUGCAGCGUCUCCGUGUGCAGAUGAUGGCAAUUUGAAAAAGAAGGAUGAUGGAUUCCCGAACUGGGUGAACCUGGAGGCUGAACUACAUGGGAAGAAACUUGGGAAUGGUUACACUAAGAGCUCUGAUGCAGAGGAGGAGAGUACUUUGAUUAAAGAACUGGGGUCAGCCCUGCAAAACGAGGGCAGCUCUCCCUGUGUUCAGUCCAGCUCUAAAUCCCUGAUGGAGAGAUACGAGCAUCCUGUGCAGACGCAGGAGUGGGUAGUUGACAAGGCAGGUGAACAAUCCAAUACGACAGGCGAGUCCGUGGUCCAAAGGAAAAGGGUGUUUCAGUAA
This is a messenger RNA of Lepisosteus oculatus (spotted gar), 1065 nucleotides long. Lineage: Eukaryota; Metazoa; Chordata; Actinopteri; Semionotiformes; Lepisosteidae. The record is from RefSeq and is a predicted model, not a curated record.